CACAUUUGCUUUGUUUUUCUUUGGAGCUUUACUGGAAACCAAGUGCUGUUGCGUACUAGCUGCAGAAGCAGAAGGGGAAGUUGGCAAGAAUUAACUGCUUUCUGUUUGGUCUGUCUGAGGCAGCUGACCUUUUGGAAGGAAAUCGCUGCUCUUUGCUUCUUCCUGUAACAGUACCGCCUGCGAAAGAACAUACACACAGAAGGUUCUGCCGUUAUCCUGGCUGAUGUCUUGGGGCAUAAGCUGUUAGUUAAGAGAUUGUAAACCAUGGCUGUGUGGAUACAAGCUCAGCAGCUCCAAGGAGAAGCCCUUCAUCAGAUGCAGGCGUUAUAUGGCCAACAUUUCCCCAUUGAGGUGCGGCAUUAUUUAUCCCAGUGGAUUGAAAGCCAAGCUUGGGACUCAAUAGAUCUUGAUAAUCCACAGGAGAACAUUAAGGCCACCCAGCUCCUGGAGGGCCUGGUGCAAGAGCUGCAGAAGAAGGCGGAGCACCAGGUGGGGGAAGAUGGGUUUUUACUGAAGAUCAAGCUGGGGCACUACGCCACCCAGCUCCAGAGCACAUACAACCGCUGCCCCAUGGAGCUGGUCCGCUGCAUCCGCCACAUCCUGUACAAUGAACAGAGGCUGGUCCGGGAAGCCAACAAUGGCAGCUCUCCCGCUGGAAGUCUUGCGGACGCCAUGUCCCAGAAACACCUUCAGAUCAACCAGACGUUUGAGGAGCUGCGACUGGUCACGCAGGACACAGAGAAUGAGCUGAAGAAGCUGCAGCAGACGCAGGAGUACUUCAUCAUCCAGUACCAGGAGAGCCUGAGGAUCCAGGCUCAGUUUGCCCAGCUGGCCCAGCUGAGCCCCCAGGAGCGCCUGAGCCGGGAGACGGCCCUGCAGCAGAAGCAGGUGUCCCUGGAGGCCUGGCUGCAGCGCGAGGCCCAGACGCUGCAGCAGUACCGCGUGGAGCUGGCCGAGAAGCACCAGAAGACCCUGCAGCUGCUGCGGAAGCAGCAGACCAUCAUUCUGGACGACGAGCUGAUCCAGUGGAAGCGGCGGCAGCAGCUGGCCGGGAACGGCGGGCCCCCCGAGGGCAGCCUGGACGUGCUGCAGUCCUGGUGUGAGAAGUUGGCUGAGAUCAUCUGGCAGAACCGGCAGCAGAUCCGCAGGGCUGAGCACCUCUGCCAGCAGCUGCCCAUCCCCGGGCCAGUGGAGGAGAUGCUGGCCGAGGUCAAUGCCACCAUCACAGACAUCAUCUCAGCCCUGGUGACCAGCACGUUCAUCAUCGAGAAGCAGCCCCCUCAGGUCCUGAAGACCCAGACCAAGUUCGCAGCCACCGUGCGCCUGCUGGUGGGCGGGAAGCUGAAUGUGCACAUGAACCCCCCCCAGGUGAAGGCCACCAUCAUCAGCGAGCAGCAGGCCAAGUCCCUGCUCAAGAACGAGAACACCCGCAAUGAUUACAGCGGUGAGAUCUUGAACAACUGCUGUGUCAUGGAGUAUCACCAAGCCAUGGGCACCCUCAGCGCCCACUUCAGGAACAUGUCCCUGAAACGAAUUAAGAGGUCUGACCGUCGUGGGGCAGAGUCAGUAACAGAAGAAAAAUUUACAAUCCUGUUUGAAUCACAGUUCAGUGUUGGUGGAAAUGAACUGGUUUUUCAAGUCAAGACCCUGUCCCUCCCAGUGGUGGUGAUCGUGCACGGCAGCCAGGACAACAACGCGACGGCCACCGUUCUCUGGGACAAUGCUUUCGCAGAGCCUGGCAGGGUGCCAUUUGCGGUGCCCGACAAAGUGCUGUGGCCGCAGCUGUGCGAGGCACUCAACAUGAAAUUCAAGGCCGAAGUGCAGAGCAACCGGGGCCUGACCAAGGAGAACCUCGUGUUCCUGGCGCAGAAACUGUUCAACAGCAGCAGCAGCCACCUCGAGGACUACAACAGCAUGUCCGUGUCCUGGUCCCAGUUCAACAGGGAGAAUUUACCAGGACGGAAUUACACUUUCUGGCAGUGGUUUGACGGUGUGAUGGAAGUGUUAAAAAAACAUCUCAAGCCUCAUUGGAACGAUGGGGCCAUUCUGGGGUUCGUGAACAAGCAACAGGCCCACGACCUGCUCAUUAACAAGCCAGAUGGGACCUUCCUGCUGAGAUUCAGUGAUUCGGAAAUUGGUGGCAUCACCAUUGCGUGGAAGUUUGAUUCUCAGGAGAGGAUGUUUUGGAAUCUGAUGCCUUUCACCACCAGAGACUUCUCCAUCCGGUCCCUGGCCGACCGCCUGGGGGACUUGAAUUACCUUAUCUAUGUGUUUCCCGAUCGGCCCAAAGAUGACGUGUACUCCAAAUACUACACGCCCGUGCCCUGCGAACCUGCCACCGCUAAAGCGGUUGACGGAUACGUGAAGCCACAGAUCAAGCAAGUGGUCCCUGAGUUUGUGAACGUGUCUGCGGACGCCGGGGCCAGCACCACAUACAUGGACCAGGCGCCCUCCCCAUCUGUGUGCCCCCAGGCUCACUAUAACAUGUACCCACAGAACCCUGACUCAGUCCUGGAGACCGAUGGGGACUUCGAUCUGGAAGACACGAUGGACGUGGCGCGGCGCGUGGAGGAGCUCCUCGGCCGCCCGAUGGACAGUCAGUGGAUCCCUCACGCACAGUCGUGACCCCUCGGCCUCGCCAUCUUCAGCUUCUUCGUCCGUGCCAGAGGAGUCACUCUUGUGGAUGUUCUAAUUCCAUGAAUCGCUUCUCUUUGGAAACAAUACUCAUAAUGUGAAGUGUUAUUACUA
Messenger RNA from Lemur catta (Ring-tailed lemur), 2748 nucleotides. RefSeq names its product signal transducer and activator of transcription 5B (gene STAT5B). NCBI's taxonomy places the organism in Eukaryota, Metazoa, Chordata, Mammalia, Primates, Lemuridae. Gene Ontology annotation, molecular function: RNA polymerase II cis-regulatory region sequence-specific DNA binding; DNA-binding transcription factor activity, RNA polymerase II-specific. The record is from RefSeq and is a predicted model, not a curated record. Bases 265 to 2625 code for a protein of 786 amino acids. Gene Ontology annotation, biological process: regulation of transcription by RNA polymerase II; cytokine-mediated signaling pathway; response to peptide hormone. The transcript has 19 exons.